Molecule: messenger RNA, 983 nt
Organism: Aspergillus aculeatus ATCC 16872
Lineage: Eukaryota; Fungi; Ascomycota; Eurotiomycetes; Eurotiales; Aspergillaceae
Exons: 2
Coding region: 86-685 (199 amino acids)
Source: RefSeq, a predicted model, not a curated record
GCUCAAUCCGUUCCCGCAAUUCUGUCCUCUGCUCAGCUCAUCGUUCACCCACUCACUCCGCAUCUUCCUUGCCCCGCAAUCAACAAUGGUGCGUUCCAAACUCAUGUGGACAGGGCUCUUAGUCGCCUCUCUUCUAUCAGUUACCAUGACCUGGCGGGUCUCGAACAACCGCACGGUGACCACCGCAAUCCCCGCGUCAGCCAACCCGGAUACCAUCCGCCAGCUGCUCCAAGAUCAACCUCUCUUCAUCAAAUUAAAUCCGGUGGUCACUGGCCUGAGCCUCGCGCCCACCGCAUCCGAGCGGUACGAGGACGAGUGGCUCCAGACUCCAGCGAAGGCGGGAACCCGAACCCCGCCAAUCCAAACAUACCUCCUCAGCCAGGCAAUCACGGUUAUGCCCGGCGCAGGCGGAUGGGGACAAAAGCAUAUCCACUUCGAGACCUGGCUACGAGAUACCCCGACCGGAGUCAAGACCCGGGCGGAUGCCCCCUUUGGCGUGUCGGUGGCGAGCCAUUGGGCUGUUGAGCCUACCGCGUUGUUGUCCGACUCACAAGGUCCACAAGAAUGGCGGCUCACGGUGCAAAGAAGAAUUACAUGUGUAUGGUGGAUGAUGCCGUUUGUGGCCUACACAUACGACGAGGUCCAUGCCAGCGUCAUUCGGGAUUUGAUUGAGCUUGCCAGCUGAUGGAUUGGCCGGUCACCCAUGUGGUGCCUGUGGAUGGAGCUCGUGCAGAAUCAUAAAUAUCUUUCUCGCGACGGUCACCUUGGAUGGUGCGUUGAACACAACGUAGGCGGUAUACCCGGGUGAAUAUAGAGGUGGUGUGUGGCUGUAUAUGCCCAACAUGAACCUCAGGUUUGUGCGCAGAACUGAAUUGAGAAACUAAGCGCUCUUCCGUUUUGAGUACUAUGGUCGAAUCCAUCAUCAGGUAGAAUAUAACCUAUGUCUGAGACAGACAAACUAUGGCUGUGCAGGAUGGGCGCAA